CUUCCCCUGUAACUUUUUUUUUUAUGACAUGCAUUGUCAUCUAUGUCAUAUUGCGUAGUUUCACAGCUUUCACCGUGUCUUCCCUCCGUGUACCUCUCCUUCAAAAUAUAAAUGGGUGCCAUGUCACCGACUUAUUACAUUCAAACAACUUUUUCAUCAAAGUAAGGACAUUAACCUCCAGCUGUCUGCUUCGUUGAAUGGAACAGGAGACAUCUUCCCCUAGCGACGAUCCCGAGGUUAAUACAUUUAGAGAGAAUAAGAAAGGAAGAAAAGAUAGUAAAGACAGCAAAAAUGAAGAGGAUUCCGAAUCAGUUGGCGUCUCUGAUUAUCAAACAAAUAAAGAUAAUUAUUCAGAGAACACAGAGGUGGAAGUGGAGAAAGAUGUUGACACCAAAAUUAAAUCUUGUCCAGAAGUACCCAAAGUUCUCCUGCAUAGGAUAUUAACAGAUGGACAGAGUUCGAAACCCACUCCACCAGAGAAAAAAGAUGACGGGUUUUGUUGGAUUGUCGUCAUCGCUAGUUUUCUGGCGUGGUUCUUGUUUGCAGGAACCCGCAGUAGUAUUGGUCUUAUCCAGGAAGAGUUUGAGAAGAGAAUAAAGGAGAGCCCUACAGGACUAUCAUGGAUAGGGGCAAUGGUCAAUGCCAUUCCUCUUUUAUUGGCUCCAGUUAUUUCAGUUUUAACGAAAAUCACAAGCUGUGGAUUUCUGUCGUCUGUAGGCGGCGUCAUCAGUUGUGCCGGAUUUUUGCUGGUGACUUUCACUGAUACAUUGCCUUUGGUUUUUGUAGGUUUGGGACUACUUCCUGGAUUGGGAAUAGGCCUCAUGGCACUUCCCUCAACUUUUAUGGUCAGUGGUUGUUUUGAUAGUAGACGAGGUCUUGUCUUAGCACUAAGUACAGCUGGUGGAGGCUUGGGGUUUAUUGUUUUUCCAAUCUUUUUCUCCUUCAUGGUCAACUUUUAUGGUCUCAAAGGAACGCUUUUGGUCUGGUCUGCUCUCUACCUUAAUGGUAUUCUUUUCGGGAUUAUCUACCGGCAAAAGGAAAAAAACCCAAAGACAAUUGGUAAAAAAGUAGAAUUUUCAGAAAUGAGGAAGUCCUUUUGCGAUAGAGAUGCCUUCUGCUCCCAUAACUUCUUUUCGAUGAUACUUUCCAACAUGAUAUUUGGUGCCUGUGACACUAUUCCAUUCCUCUUUAUACCUUCAAAGGCCGAGAGAAUAGGUUUCUCGUUAGAAUUGUCGGCCAUGUUGAUUUCUGCCAUUGGUUUCACUAGCAUUACUGGAAGGAUCGGGAUCGGAAUUUUCACUGGAAAAUCAAAAAGCAGACGACUGGGAUCUUUCAUUGUUGCAUUCCUUGUUUGUUCGUUUUCUAUGGCUUUGUACGCAUUUACAGAAAGAUACGAUAUUCUUAUCAUGGGUAGUUGCGUGUUUGGAGUGUCAACAGGUUCAUUUCAGGGCGAGUUCACGGGAUGGUCCGCUUUAUGUUCCCUUUAUAGUCUACAACCAAUGGUCUUGAUAGACCUAUUUGGUAUUGACAAAUUAGUAUCCAGUUAUGGAGUAAUUAAUUUGAGUUUUGGAAUCGGGUCUUUGAUGGCCGGUUCAUUGACAAGUGCUUUAUCCGUACUUCUGGAUGACGCCGACUUUCCAUUCUACAUGGCUGGGGUACUGAUGAUUUUGGGUGCCGUGUCCCUGGGCGUCACUAAAUGUUCUUGUAAAAGACUGAAACCUGUCCCACAGGCUGAGUCUUCUGAUCUGAGCGAGAUCUUCGUUAUCAGUCACACAGCUACUAUCGGUGCACCUGCCGCUUAGAAAUAUUGCCUGCUGCAUUCAGUUAAUCUGAAUAGUUUCGUUUUAAGCGUAUUUUUAAAGUAUUCGUAGUAUCCAAGUCCACAUCUUUUAAUAAACAUGGCUGUAUUUGAA
Molecule: messenger RNA, 1913 nt
Organism: Saccostrea cuccullata (small rock oyster)
Lineage: Eukaryota; Metazoa; Mollusca; Bivalvia; Ostreida; Ostreidae
Product: monocarboxylate transporter 9-like
Exons: 7
Coding region: 198-1802 (534 amino acids)
Biological process (GO): transmembrane transport
Cellular component (GO): membrane
Molecular function (GO): monocarboxylic acid transmembrane transporter activity
Source: RefSeq, a predicted model, not a curated record